Pneumocystis murina B123 is the source of this 2475-nucleotide messenger RNA. RefSeq lists its product as hypothetical. The transcript is spliced from 11 exons. The record is from RefSeq and is a predicted model, not a curated record. Gene Ontology annotation, molecular function: histone H3K36 methyltransferase activity; protein binding. Bases 1 to 2475 code for a protein of 824 amino acids. Gene Ontology annotation, cellular component: nucleus; chromatin; chromosome. Gene Ontology annotation, biological process: regulation of DNA-templated transcription. NCBI's taxonomy places the organism in Eukaryota, Fungi, Ascomycota, Pneumocystomycetes, Pneumocystales, Pneumocystaceae.
AUGGCACCUUAUCCAUAUGAUUAUGACCAUUCAUAUAAUCAGGAUAGAUCGUCAGAAGAUCAGUUAAUAGAAGAUAUUUGGGCACAAGAUGAUUGGGAAGAACGGGAUUUUGAAGUUCCAGAUAUAUAUACGUCGUAUACGAAGAAAAAGGAUGAUAAUGAUAUACCACGAUGUUCAGAAACAGAAGCAGAAAAUUUGACAGAUUCUCAUGUACAAUACGCACUUGGAUAUGACAAAAAUAGUGGAACUAAUUCUAAUAAAUCAAUGGAAACAAAGAGACCUCAAAAAUCAAUAAAGUUAUAUAAUGAUCUUCCUUCAGCAAAAGAAGAAGCACUUGCAUCAUUUGAAGAACAUUUUUGUAAUAUUUAUCAUUCUAAAGACUUAGGAGAGUCAGGACAAGAAGAGAUUAUGACAUGUGAAUGUAAAUCUGAAUGGAAUGGAACAGAAAAUUUGGCAUGCAACAAAAAUUCUGAUUGUAUUAACAGAUUGACAUCUGUUGAAUGUACAGAUGACUGUAAUUGUGGGGAAGAUUGUCAAAAUCGAAAAUUUAAAUUAAGACAAUAUUCUGAUAUUGAUGUAAUUAAGACAAAGAAAAAAGGUUAUGGCAUUAGAGCAAAUUCUGAUUUAGAAUCCGGUCAAUUUGUUUGUGAAUAUAUAGGAGAGGUUAUAGACGAAAGAAAAUUCCGAAGAAGAAUGAAAAUAUACUCAGAAGAAAAUAUAAAACAUUUCUAUUUUAUGAUGUUACAAAGAGGAGAGUAUAUUGACGCUACAAGAAAAGGAGGACUUUCGAGAUUUUUAAACCACUCGUGUUCUCCUAACUGUUAUGUAGACAAGUGGGUUGUAGGAACAAAGCUACGCAUAGGUAUUUUUUGUAAGCGUAAUAUAAUAAAAGGAGAAGAAUUGACAUUUGAUUACAAUGUUGAUCGAUACGGAACUAUAGCACAGCCAUGUUAUUGUGAAGAACCUGGAUGUAUUGGGAUCAUUGGGGGGAAAACUCAGACAGAAUUUCAUUCAAAAAUACCUCAAAAUAUACUAAAAGCCUUGGGAUUUGAAAAUUUAGACUUCUGGGAUUUUUCAUCAGCAAAAAAAAUUCGAAAAAAAAAGAAGGGUGAAACUGACGAAGAGUAUUACAAUUCUAUGCAAUCUACUCCUGUAGAUGAAAACGGAGUGACAAAGAUAAUGAGUGCUUUACUUCAAUGCAAAGAACGAUGGAUUAUAAAUAAACUUCUAUUAAGGAUCUAUUCAAGUAAUGAUCUCACUAUCCAAAGAAGAGUAAUGAAGAUGCAUGGAUAUCAAAUUCUUGGUUCUGUUCUUCGCGACUGGAAAGAAGAUUUUGAUAUCUCUAACAUGAUUCUUAAUAUUUUUUUAAGAUGGCCAAGAAUUACAAAAAAUAAAAUUUCUAGCUCAAAAAUAGAAACAACUAUUCAAAUUUUAGCAUCUCACGAAAAUGAAGAACUGAGAAAAACUGCUCAACAACUUAUUACAGAAUGGGGAAAUCUAUCAAUGGCAUAUCGAAUUCCAAAAAAACCUAAAGCACAACAAGCAGAGACGAUUUACUCUGAUUCGGAGACUAGUGAUAAUGGUUCAAAAUUAUAUCAAUCACCAGGCUCUCAAAGUAGUCCAAUUUCUAAUGAACGAUAUUCUCGUUUUUCUAGAUCUAAAAAUUAUGAUAACUAUACUACAAAUAAGACACAAUCGUUUCGAGGAGAAAGGUUUUGGAGACCUGAUUCACGUUUUUCUGAUGAACCAGAUGUUCGAGGGCAUAAACUUAGAGGACCUCGCAGUGUCGAAGAGAAUACUCGUAUUUUACCUCCAGGAUGGGCAGUUGCUAAAACUCAAGAUGAAAAACCAUAUUAUUAUUGCGGGGACAAAGUACAAUGGGAAUUUCCACUUGAGGCAGCACCCCCACCUCCUCCACCACCACCCUUAGUGCCAUUUAAUAAUAGUUCUCUUGAUUUACAAAAAAUUAUUGAUGAAGCCAAUGCGGAAUUAAUGGAGAGGCAAAACAAUACUUCUAAACAUGAUCCUAGGAACAAUAAAAACAAUGCGAGCAAAGGAAAAGAUCACAAGCAUUCAUCAAAUAUAAGUAAAAAAGAAAAACUUCCUUUAGAAAAAAUACUUAUAAAAACAUUUGCUAAAUAUGUACCAAAUGUAAUUACAAAAUUUCAAGACGAACUUGGAAAAGACGAAAUUAAGAAACGAGCUAAAGAAAUUGUAGAAAUAUUGGUCAGAAAAGAAAUGAGACCAGGUCAUGAAAUAAGAAAUGUUUAUGAAUUAAGCAGUACAAAAAAAAAGAAGAUUAAGGAAUUUAGUUAUACAUAUAUAGAAAAAGUAAUUAGUAAAAAAAAAGAAAAAAAUAUGCAGAAAACAAAUAAUUCUCAUAAAAAAGAAAAUGCAAAUGGUUGUGCUGAAAAUACUUCAGAUAAAUAUUUUUCAACAAUAUUAAAAGGCACACAAGAUCAAAACAUAAACUAA